Molecule: messenger RNA, 1097 nt
Organism: Postia placenta MAD-698-R-SB12
Lineage: Eukaryota; Fungi; Basidiomycota; Agaricomycetes; Polyporales; Adustoporiaceae
Exons: 8
Coding region: 1-981 (326 amino acids)
Biological process (GO): nucleotide-sugar biosynthetic process
Molecular function (GO): GDP-L-fucose synthase activity
Source: RefSeq, a predicted model, not a curated record
AUGUCCAUUAUUCUCGUCACAGGAGGCACAGGUCUUGUUGGGAAGGCCAUUCAGCAUGUCAUUGAGACUGAGCCUGAGGGCUCGAGGUUCGGUAAGAAGCCUGGUGAAAAGUGGAUCUUCGUCAGUUCGUCCGAGGCGGACCUGAGGGACACUGAACAGACAAAGCGCCUCUUCGAGAAGUACAAGCCUACCCACGUCAUACACCUCGCGGCAAUCGUCGGCGGACUGUACAUCAACAUGAAAUGCAAGCUAACCUUCCUCCGAGACAACAUCCUCAUCAACGACAACGUGUUACACACGGCCCAUCUCACGGGGACACAGAAGGUCAUUUCCUGCCUCUCGACGUGUGUUUUCCCCGACAAGGUUACGUACCCGCUCGACGAGACGAAAAUCCACCUUGGGCUCCCUCAUGAAAGUAACUUCGGGUACUCGCACGCGAAGCGACUCGUGGAUGUGCAGAAUCGUGCGUAUAAAGAUCAGUUCGGCUGUAACUUCACGUCAGCAAUCCCAACGAGUAUCUUUGGACCACACGACAACUUUAAUCUUGAAUCCGCACACGUCAUACCCGCUCUCAUCCACAAGUGUUAUCUCGCGCAGAAUAAUGGCACGCCCUUCAUCGUGGGCGGCUCGGGAAAGCCGCUUCGCCAAUUCAUCUACUCACGCGAUCUCGCGAAGCUCUUUAUCUGGCAACUGCGCGAGUACGACGACGUCGAGCCUGUGAUUCUUUCCGUCGGCGAAGAUCAAGAAGUCAGCGUCAAGGAGCUCACGGACGCGAUUGUGAAGGCCAUGAACUACAAAGGCGAAUACAUCCUUGACACAACGCAAGCAGAUGGGCAGUUCCGCAAGCCAGCGUCGAACAAGAAGCUGCUGUCGCUCAUGGGCGAAUUCAGAUUCACUCCCUUCGAUGAAGCGUUGCAGGAUACCGUUCAAUGGUUCCUAAAUAAUUACGAGAACGCCAGAACGGGGGCUAGAGGAACGUGAUAGACGUGUCAGAAAGCUAGCAUAGGAUACAUUUGAGUAAAUCCCGGUUCUACCUUGGUUACAUCUAUACUCCCAUGUGUACCGUGGAUGCGCAAUGCAUACCUUGUUUGGGGCUU